Molecule: messenger RNA, 1769 nt
Organism: Pseudophryne corroboree (corroboree frog)
Lineage: Eukaryota; Metazoa; Chordata; Amphibia; Anura; Myobatrachidae
Product: farnesyl pyrophosphate synthase-like
Exons: 10
Coding region: 56-1246 (396 amino acids)
Biological process (GO): trans, trans-farnesyl diphosphate biosynthetic process
Cellular component (GO): cytoplasm
Molecular function (GO): (2E,6E)-farnesyl diphosphate synthase activity; dimethylallyltranstransferase activity
Source: RefSeq, a predicted model, not a curated record
UUGCUAGGCAGCGACGGUGACGUCAGGGGGCGCAGUGACCGGUUUUCAGCGCUGAAUGUGGUUCCGCUUGCUGCUAUCCGGGCGGAUUAGGCUCCGCCCUCUGCUGGGCGUUCUCUCCUGUCGGAGCCAGACAUGUAUAGCUCCAACCAUGAGCCGGGCCCGAUCCUCCGAAGACGGGCCCUGGACAAUGGCCCCUGUGAAGACCUCAGCAGCCUCUUCUGAUCUCCAGGAGUUUUCCAGCUUCUUUGAGAGGAUUGUGCAGGACCUGACAGCGGAGGAAUGGGGGCACCCGGAGAUUGGGGAUGCAGUCUCCCGCAUGCGAGAGGUCCUGGAGUACAAUGCUCCUGGUGGAAAGUGUAAUCGGGGAAUGACUGUUUUGGCCUCUGUCCGGGAGCUGUUACCGCCGGCGCAGCAGGAUGUGGAGACCAUAGAGAGGGCCCUGGUUGUGGGCUGGUGUGUGGAGCUGCUGCAGGCGUUUUUCCUUGUGGCCGAUGACAUUAUGGAUAAUUCUACAACCCGUCGUGGACAUCCUUGCUGGUACAAGAAGGAGGGCAUCGGCCUAGAUGCAAUCAAUGACGCAUUCCUUCUUGAAUCAUGUAUAUAUCGGCUCCUGAGGAAGCACUGCCGCGGACAGUCCUAUUACCUGAACCUGCUGGAGCUGUUCCUGGAGACCUCGUACCAGACUGAGAUUGGACAGGCACUAGAUCUAAUCACCGCUCAGCCAGGGAAGGUGGAUCUAGCCCGGUACACAGAGACCAGGUAUAAAUCCAUUGUGAAAUACAAGACUGCUUUCUAUUCCUUCUACCUGCCCGUCGCUGCUGCCAUGUUUAUGGCUGGGAUAGACCAGGAGGAGGAUCACAGAAAUGCUAAAACAAUCCUGUUGGAAAUGGGGGAAUUCUUCCAGAUACAGGAUGAUUACCUGGACUGUUACGGAGACCCCAGCGUUACUGGGAAGAUUGGAACAGACAUCCAGGACAACAAGUGUGGGUGGCUGGUGGUAGAGGCACUAAAGAGGGUGACUCCUGAGCAGAGGAGACUCCUGGAGGAAAACUACGGCCGUGACGAUGCGGACAAGGUGCAGCUGGUAAAGCAGCUGUUCGAGGAUCUUGACCUGUCCACUGUGUACAGACAAUAUGAAGAAGAGAGUUACCAGAGACUGCAGAUUCUCAUCUCCCAGCAUGCAAAUGGGCUGUCCAAGGAGAUCUUCCUGGGCCUGGCACGCAAGAUUUACAAGAGGCAGAAAUAAAUGUGUGCUGACUGUAUAUGUAGGGCCACAGCGGAUUCCUGGAGCCUGGAAUGUUGCUCAUAUACUGAUCUUUCUCCCCCUGGUGUAUGCAGUCCUGUACAGGAACAGAGCUGGUCUCCUCUCCAUACAUACGCUGGAAGCAGCGCCCCCUGCUGCACAGUUGUAGGAUUACUUAUUCUCAGGACAGCUUGCAGUUAGUCCCUUAUUACCCUUCCCCAGUUGGUGAUAAUACGAUGCUUCUGGUACCAGUGAGCUGUUUUCUGCUUCCUUGCGUGUUGUAUGGGAAUCUUUGCACCUGGGAACCUCUGGUCCCUCAUCCUGUGGCACUGAUGAGGCAGAAUGAGCUACCGGGGACUGUUGGUGCUGGUAACGGAGACAGGCUGUAUCACCGUCAUUCAUGCCUGUAACCUUUGUGUUCUUAUAUCUCCCUGAUGACUGAGUAACCGUAUUAUACAUUGACCGUAUAGGGUGAUUCCCUCCCGGGAACCUCUUACUGAUGCUGCUUAAUAAACGGUUCAUACAA